GCAUUCACGGCUCAUACUUCGACGUCACUGGCUGCCUCCGCCGCCAUGUUGGAUCAGGAAGUAGGCAGAGUUUCUGCAGGAAUCCCGAGCCGAGCUUAACGUCAGCGGCCGUUUCGGCUCGAUCCGACUCACCUUUCCCCUCUAAAAUCCACCUUAAAUCGCGAAGUUACAUGCGGCUCGCGCCUACCUCUGUCCGCAUACGUUGUUUGUCGUCGAAUCUGAACAAGCGGCAGCCUUUUAGGGAUGACUUCUCUAACGCAGAGAACCUCGGGCCUCGUCCAGCGGAAGACCGAGGCUAGUCGCAAUGCCGCCGCCGCCGACAAGGAGAAGGGGUCUGGCGAGGAAGACGACGAGGCCCGCCGCGGGGAGGAGGAAGACGACGACAAAGGGGACUCCAAGGAAACCAGACUGACGUUAAUGGAGGAAGUGUUGCUCUUGGGCCUCAAGGAUAGAGAGGGUUACACGUCUUUCUGGAACGACUGUAUUUCUUCCGGUCUCCGCGGGUGUAUGCUGGUGGAGCUGGCCCUCAGGGGGAGGCUACAUCUGGAGCCCUGUGGGGUCAGGAGGAAAAGCCUGCUAGCCAGAAAGGUAAUUUGCAAGUCCGAUGCUCCAACGGGCGACGUGCUGCUGGACGAAGCCCUGAAGCACAUUAAAGAAACCCAGCCUCCAGAAACUGUCCAGAGCUGGAUAGAGCUGCUGAGCGGAGAGACCUGGAAUCCCCUGAAGCUGCACUACCAGCUGAGAAAUGUCAGAGAGCGCUUGGCGAAAAACUUAGUGGAGAAAGGGGUCCUGACCACGGAGAAACAGAACUUCCUGCUCUUCGACAUGACCACGCAUCCGCUCACCAACAGUAACAUUAAGCAGCGCCUUGUCAAGAAGGUCCAGGACUCUGUUUUGGACAAGUGGGUCAACGAUCCGCACCGCAUGGACAAGAGGGUCCUGGCCUUGAUCCUCCUGGCUCAUUCGUCCGACGUUCUGGAGAACGCCUUCGCCCCACUCCAAGACGACCAGUACGACCUGUGCAUGAAGAGAGUCCACUCCCUGCUAGAGCUGGAGCCCGAGAAGGAGUGCACAAAGCCCAACGUCAAUGAACUAAUGUGGGCUGUCGUGGCGGCAUUCACCAAAUGAAAACACCCGAUUCGGUUGGACUGAAAGAUCCGGUUCUGGUCUGUUAUUUAAUCGGUUGAAGGACUUCAUGAGGCAGACCUCACUUUAAUGAGACAAUCUUUUCUGGUUGUGGAGCCUGUUUAUACAUCUACUUUGGAUGGCAUUUUGGUGGUAGACCAUAUUAACACAGUGCAGUCUGAUCGGUGGUGGGCUUCACCAAGUUAAGAGUUGAUUGGAUGGAAUGAAUGAGAAACGAGGGACUGCUUUCACUCAAGUGAGGUAAGUCAUCUGCUGCUGCAGCGUCGGAUGUAUCUAAAGACGUCGACACUACGAACACGUGGCUCCCUGUUCCUGUAAGAUAACACCAGAGACAAAAAAAAGGCUUACGGCAGCAGCAGUCAUGGUGAAUAUGAAGAUAUUGGCUGGGGCCAAGUUUUGCUUGUAUAAAAAAAAAAAAAAAAAUUAGAAACCCCAUAAUUUCUCCACUUCCUCAACAUCUGGCCAGAAUCCGACUGGUUUUUGUACUGUCACACAUGCUAAUGCAAGAAGGACAGAAAGGAGCAAACUGGUGCUCUGGGCUGGCACCGGCCCUCUCCUUCCACCUCUUCAUUCCCCGCAGGGAAAACAUGCUUUGGGUUACUGAAUGUUCGCUCUUCACAGUUUGUCCUUUUUUCUCCCUCAUCGGCUUUUUGAGGGAGAAAAUAGGAAAAAAUAAAGCCGUCACUUCGGUUCCCGGUGCGUCGAAAGUGAGCCUAAAAUGAAGAAUCGAGUCCAAUAUUUUUUUUUUAUGUUGCUGUUUUCACAGGAGUCAUCUCUGAGUUUGUAGAGCAUAACUUCCUUUUCUAUUUACGUUGCUAGUCGAUGUUGCUUGGAGUAACCUCCCAUUACUUAAGUGUUUUUGCACAGUCGAUAGCCCUGCAGGUGAGCGGUAUUUGUAGGUAUUUUCUGGGUGGGGCUAACCAUUCAACAACAAUGAACUUCUUCGGAAAAAGCUUCAAGUGUUUCUGUGAAUAUUUUAAAAUCAUUCCUUUGGACUCAUUAAAAAAUACAUUUCUAUUUGUGGGUAAAUGUGCAAGAAGGUUACGAAAGCCCCCAGGUUAGAGUCCGUCUCACAGGAAAGCAACUAUGAAGCUUUGGGAAUCUUUAGCCCAACAGGCUAGUUUCAGUUCACUUAAUGGUAGAUUUUGUUAUAUAAUAAAAUAAAGACAUUUUCCCCCAUUUGACACCGUCUAGACAAAAUCGUCUUGUUGAGCUUUUGAGUUUUGCUUCCUUGUAAAUUUCCUUUUCAAGGUUCAUCAGGUUCGUAAAAUUCCAAAGCGACGUCUCGCACGCUAACUCACACGUGACUGUUCCUCAAAAACUCGCCGUGUUUUCCUCACAGAGGGGAAACCGUGAAUCCUGCAUGUGUGGACUCCACACAUCUGGUCCCCGCCAGGAUGAAAGCGUGGAAAUGUGCAAUCGGGUCGACCCCUUUUCUAUUUGCUGCUGGUGUGUGUCUCAGUCUGUUCGUACGUCUCUUCACUCAUCAGUUUCAUCAGUCAAAAAAAAAAAAAAGUCCAGUGGGCGUCUUGUAUUUUUUUAUACAUGCAGGUGUAGAGGCGGGGGGGUACUCGGGUCCAAAUGAGUCUAAAUAAAAGCAUUGGAGCUCAAAGUAACAUCAAAUGCAGUCUAGUGCAGUUCUAUUUAACUUCACCCUAUAUUUAUGAUUUAAAAAAAUAAUUCUCUUUUAGUUUAUAUAUUUUUGGAUGAUGUUACAACCUUUGAUUGCACACAUUUUUUUUUUAAUUCUUGCAAAAAUAUCAAGGGGUAUAAAGAACUUCAGAUCCGUUUACAUGGAAGAGACUGUGCAUGCUUUUGGUGGAGGGCCGGGGUACUUGCGGAUGUAGCUACAGAGAAAAAAAGGCUUGUAUGUAAUUAUUAGUCCUCUAAUGUGUACGAUCUAUUGGAAUUCAAUGAAAGGGAUCUUCUCUGCUAUCCUCUGAUUCUGUAUGCUUUUUGUAUUACCACACAAAAUAAAGUAAGGAUCCUUUAAGUGCCUGAAUUUA
This is a messenger RNA of Oryzias melastigma (Indian medaka), 3152 nucleotides long. RefSeq names its product Golgi phosphoprotein 3. NCBI's taxonomy places the organism in Eukaryota, Metazoa, Chordata, Actinopteri, Beloniformes, Adrianichthyidae. Gene Ontology annotation, biological process: Golgi organization; Golgi to plasma membrane protein transport; retrograde vesicle-mediated transport, Golgi to endoplasmic reticulum. Gene Ontology annotation, molecular function: phosphatidylinositol-4-phosphate binding. The coding region runs from base 244 to 1128 and encodes 294 amino acids. The transcript is spliced from 5 exons. The record is from RefSeq and is a predicted model, not a curated record. Gene Ontology annotation, cellular component: cytosol; trans-Golgi network; Golgi cisterna.